ACCUAUAGGUGUGCGGCACAGGUAUGCAUUCGCAUAGCAAUGGGAUACACACAUAGAGAUACAGGUGUUUAACAAACAAAACAAGUUAUGUGUUGUUUUGGUAGACCUUUGAUUGUCUUUUGGAGCGCUUUUUUCCGAACUUUUUCUAUGAUUUGUUUGUUUACUUAACUAUAAUUAGUUAAAACAUAAUUAUUUAUACAAAAGUUUUUUUAGUCGUUUUCAAAUUCAGUUCAAAACUGAUUGUCCAUUUGUCCCGUGCGUUAUGAAACACACAGACAUACCGUCCCAUAAAUGCCUUAUAAUCAUCACAUUUGUUACAGUUAUAUAUUUAUCAACUCCAGUCGUAAGCAUCAAGUGUUGGGUUUGUCACUCAGACGCCGAUCCCAAAUGUGCCGAUCCUUUCGACAACUCGACUCUUCCCAUCAAAGACUGUCGAGAAGUCAAAUACAGUCAUUUGACUGUCGAUGAUGAAUAUGAAAGAUUAACCUAUGAUUACGAAAAACGACAUGGGUUAAAACCAGACAAACCCCGACCAUCAAAGCUAUUGGAGGCCACAAUGUGUCGUAAAAUUAGACAAAAAAUUCACGGAAACUGGAGGACUAUUAGAGGGUGCGCUUUCCUGGGACAACCAGGUGAAGGCACCGGUAAUGAACACAAUUGCCUCUACAGACAAGGUACACAUGACAUAUAUCAGGAGUAUUGCACCUGUAAUAGUAAAGACGGCUGUAAUGUCGGUGCACUGGGAAGUCCGAUAUUUAAAUUGAUUGUCAUAAUGACGAUCAUGACAUUGAUAAUCUCAAAAAUGAUUUGACGACAAUAAUUGUUAUAAUAAUUAACACAAUUGCUCAUUAUUUAAAUGCACAUAUAAUUAUAUCA
Molecule: messenger RNA, 876 nt
Organism: Oppia nitens
Lineage: Eukaryota; Metazoa; Arthropoda; Arachnida; Sarcoptiformes; Oppiidae
Gene: crok
Exons: 4
Coding region: 263-811 (182 amino acids)
Biological process (GO): sleep; regulation of synaptic transmission, cholinergic; positive regulation of voltage-gated potassium channel activity
Source: RefSeq, a predicted model, not a curated record